UGGCCGUUGGUUUUUUCCGCGUAGGCACUUAGUUUUUUUUACUCGCCACCAUAUGGCAUUAGGUCGAUCAUGUUUGGUGAUUGUGUUGGGACCUCAUUACCCCGUCUUUUUGUGCCUUAGUUUCAGCUGCUUGUAAUUUGAUCGGGCUUCCGCCUCCUUUUAUUACCGGGGGGUGGAAUCAUGGAUUUGUAUUGGUCUCCAGCUACCAAUAUAUUGGCUCCACUAAACUUCAGCUGCAUAAAUCGCAUCGCAUCAGCAUGACCAUUCUUCUCUCUUCUUCUCCUUCCUCCUCCUCCACAUCAUCUAUGCAAAUUGAUCUGAUGUGUGUAUAUAAAUCAUUCCCCGAAACCUUGGUUUAACAGACGAGGUUUAAUUCGAACUGUUCGGACACCGUACCAUUGUUCAUGGAGAUAUCAAAGACCUCUAUUCUAAACCUCACAUUCCUCACUCUCCUCUUCACCGGGCUUCUCUAUAUCUUCCUCAUUUCUCCAUCUUCAACCUCAUUCCCCCCCCUGAAGGCUGCAUCCCCAGCCUGUCCCGGACAGCGGAAAUCGGCAGGGUCUGCCACCGAUGAAGCCGUACUCGCAGAUGACCUCGAUAUUGCAUUGAGGAGGGCCUCCAUGGCAAACCGGACCGUCAUCAUAGCCAUAGUGAACCAGGCUUAUGCGGACCCUGCAAACUCGGAGGACUCGGACAGGACCAUGCUGGACCUGUUCCUGGAGAGCUUUUGGCUCGGGGAGGGCACGAGGAAGCUCCUCGACCAUGUCCUGGUCGUGGCGAUGGAUCGGACGGCCUACAUGAUGUGCAAGUUCCGUAGGCUCAACUGCUAUAGGUUGGUGACGGAGGGGGUCAAUUUCGCAGGGGAGAAGCUCUACAUGUCAGAGGAUUUCAUCAAAAUGAUGUGGAGCCGUACCAUCUUCUUGGCCGACGUUCUGAGACGAGGUUACAGCUUCAUUUUCACGGACACAGAUGUUAUGUGGUUGAGGAAUCCUUUGGCCCGAUUAAGCAGCAACGAAACCGAAGAUCUCCAGAUCAGCACCGACGUGUUCAACGGCGAUCCUUGGUCCGAGAAAAACCUCAUCAACACGGGCUUCUACUUUGUCCGUUCGAACAACCGAACCAUCUCAUUGUUCGAAACAUGGUACUCUACGAAGGACAAUGCCACUGGAAAAAAGGAACAGGAUGUCCUGCUCGACCUGAUGCGACUAGGCAUGUUCAGAGUAUUGGGACUCAAGGUUAGAUUCUUAGACACCCAAUACUUCAGCGGGUUUUGUACUGACAGUAAAGACUUCGGGGCAGUCACCACUGUGCAUGCCAACUGCUGCCGAAGCAUAGUUGCCAAGGUAUUCGACCUCACAGCGGUUCUGAGGGACUGGAAGCGGUACAAGUUUUCGAACCGGAGGCCUGGAUAUGCUCGGAAUCGGACCGUUCGACACAUGUGGACGAAGCAUGUUGGUUGCUGGAAAUCUUGGAGGGUAACAAUGAAUAAUACUGUUCAUUAGGGGAUAAUAUUUUUUUAAAAAAAAUUCUUGUAUAUAAUUUGUCAUGAAAAUAAUCUCAUGAGAUCAGUUACAUAUA
This is a messenger RNA of Punica granatum (pomegranate), 1578 nucleotides long. The record is from RefSeq and is a predicted model, not a curated record. Lineage: Eukaryota; Viridiplantae; Streptophyta; Magnoliopsida; Myrtales; Lythraceae.